Arachis stenosperma is the source of this 555-nucleotide messenger RNA. RefSeq lists its product as uncharacterized. Lineage: Eukaryota; Viridiplantae; Streptophyta; Magnoliopsida; Fabales; Fabaceae. The coding region runs from base 1 to 555 and encodes 184 amino acids. The record is from RefSeq and is a predicted model, not a curated record. The transcript is spliced from 4 exons.
AUGGAAGGAGCACCUUGUUUUGGGAAGAUAACUGGCUGCCAGCAAGGUUGUAUGAUAGGGGAUUGUGGAUUUUGGGAUGGGCUCGAGUGGAUAUGGAAUUUCCAGUGGAGACGAGAGUUAUUCCAAUGGGAGCUGGAGCUUGUCAACCAGCUCCAUGAGAGGCUAAGGCUGGUGAAGUUGGCAGAUGGCCAAGAGGAUCAGUUAGUGUGGAAGUUUGAUUGUAAAGGGGUAUUCUCUACCAACUCUGUGGUGCAAGUCCUACAAUCGGAGAGUCUAUCAACUGAGAUCACGAGCUACAGUUUUACAAGUUCGGUUUGGAGAGGAGUGGUACCUUCAAGAAUUGAGCUUUUUGGAUGUUGGUUGCGGUCCUUUGGUGAAGUGUGGGCUAUACCUGGCACAAUAAGGACACUAUUUGAGAGUUGGACUGGCUGGCAUAAGCGAAAAAGAGAGCAGAAGAGGUGGCUGGCUGGGUUCUUUGCAGUGAUUUGGAACAUUUGGGUGGAACGUAAUGCUAGGAUCUUUAACAACGAGGAAGCAGGUGUUGACUUGUGUUGA